This is a messenger RNA of Verticillium alfalfae VaMs.102, 537 nucleotides long. RefSeq lists its product as hypothetical. NCBI's taxonomy places the organism in Eukaryota, Fungi, Ascomycota, Sordariomycetes, Glomerellales, Plectosphaerellaceae. The record is from RefSeq and is a predicted model, not a curated record. The transcript has a single exon. Bases 1 to 537 code for a protein of 178 amino acids.
AUGGCCAACUAUUCACCAUACACCGGAUCCACUCCCGGCGAGGAGUACUACUACGCCCGGGAGCGAUUCCAAUCCGCAACACCAACACCCUCCCCCAGGGGAAACUCUUACUACGCAUCAGGCGGCUCGGCCACACCUCAGCGUCCGGCGACACGCGCGCACUUCCGCAAUGCCAGCACAGGCUACAAUGACUACAGUCCUCGUCCCCCGACGGCAUCGCCUCGGUACACGAGCGAUGGCUACUAUGCCACAGCCAAUGUGAGUAGUGGUCAUCAUUCGCGCAAGGCGUCGUGGGCUACACCCACGCGCCCCAAGAACGAGCGCCGCAGCUCUUACAUUCAUGUCCGGUCAUCCACUCCCCAUGGAGAAUCCGACGAGGACGAGAUCAUCGAGAUCGACGGCCGUACAUAUGUCAUUUCGGCCAAGCAUCAGCAGGCAGAGGGGAGGAGGCUUUUCAAGGAUUCUUACUUUGAUGCGGCUCGAGGACACCCCACUGAUUCCCACUACUACAUGCAGGCGAGGAUACUCGUUCCAUGA